Molecule: messenger RNA, 1374 nt
Organism: Effrenium voratum
Lineage: Eukaryota; Dinophyceae; Suessiales; Symbiodiniaceae
Source: the annotation of a GenBank genome assembly
AGUCCAUUGGCCCAUUGGGUUACUCCAGCGUGCCACUUAGCCAUGGCAAGUCGAGUACGACAUGGCCUGUGCUUGGCGCUGCUGCUUGGGCUUGGGAGGAUUUUAGAUGGCAGCUUUGGGCAGUGCUUCACUGGUGUGACACAAUGGCUUCACCGGAGCCGGAGAAUGGGUCACUCUCCUGAUGCCCGAGCAGUACGGCGAGCAACUGCAGAUCCCUUUGCCAUGAGCCGAGCGGAGCUCAAAUCUGCACUCUUCAGCGCCUUGGACCAGGACGGUGACAGGCGGCUGUUGAGCCCCGAGCUGCGGCAGUUCGCAGAGCUCACAGGCUUCGAAGGCGACCCGGAGGAGUGGGAGGAGGAGUACCGGGUGCUCUGCGAGGCCCAGGGCUGCGACCUCGCGGCCUUUGGCCAGCUGCUGGACGACGACGAGGACGGCCUCUACUGUGCCGACGCGGAGCUCGCGGAGAUGCUGCAGGUGCUCAUUCAGCAGGGCGCCAGGACGAUCACGGCGGCCCCUCGAGAUGCAGGGAGGAAGCUUGGCGCAGCAAUACCCGCAGGCCCCGAGCUCUUCCAGCGUGAAAGGGAAGCCGGUCUCUACGAUGGCGAAUGGAAGCCGUGGGAUCCUCAAGAGGGCGUGCGGGCAAGAACACCUCGCCUAGGAGAAAUUGGGAGCUUGGAAGGCUGUCCAAGCAGCACGACUGUCCAAGAGGCGCUCAUGUUCGUGAACGAGCAGGUGCAAAGCGGCAUCUUCGGAGAUCAGUCAGGGCAAGCAGGAGAGCGACUCAGCGAGCUCCUCGCACUUCAAGGACGAUCUCCCAAAGCGGGUGCUGGAUGGUUCGAAUUCCGACUUGACGAAAAGGUGCUAGAUGAGGAGCAACUGGCUGACCUGGUGCUGGCUCCAGCUGGAUGGCGAGUUGACCAUUCGCUGAUUCCCACAGGAUACAUGAUGCACAUCAUGUCUGUGGGCAGCGGCGUGAAGGCGACACUUUGCGGCCGCGAAGGCUUGCCCAUCGUCAACUCGCUGCACCGGGAUGUCUCGAAGUGCAAGCGACUCUGCGACACUGGGCUUUGUGGCGUGGUGGGCCGGAAGCGCGUCCUCCUCUUUGCUCCUGACGCCUUCCCAGCCAGCAGCAAGGUGCUGCGGAGCCCCGACAUGGACUGCGAGGAGCUGCGGGCUCUGAGUGGCCUGGCGGAAGAAGAGGCCUGGCAGCGAAUGGAGCAGCUGGCGCGCGCCAAGGGUGGAGUUCUGGACCUGAUGCCAGGGCAGUUUGUAUUCGUCCCCCAUGGCUGGUGGCACGCCGUACGUCCCAUCGAUGACUUCACUUUUAUUACUGGGCCUUCCCAGCUCUCUAACUUAGGAGUAGGAACGACCUAG